AUGGAUGCCAAAUGUUACACCCAAGAUGGCACUGUAGAUCUUCGAGGGCGUCAUGUCCUGUCCUCUAAAACUGGAAAAUGGAAAGCUUGUGCUUUUCUAGUUGGCUAUGAAGCAUUUGAAAGGAUGGCUUUCUAUGGAAUAGCUUCAAACUUAGUGAAUUACUUGACAACCCAACUCCAUGAAGAAACAGUUGCAUCGGUGAGGAAUGUGAAUAAUUGGUCAGGAGCAGUGUGGAUUACACCAAUACUGGGUGCCUACAUAGCAGAUACUUACAUGGGUCGAUAUUGGACUUUCACUGUGUCAUCUCUUAUCUAUGCCAUGGGAAUGAUACUACUAACAAUGGCAGUUUCAUUCAAGUCCAUGAAGCCAACAUGCAUAAAUGGAGUAUGCAACAAGGCCUCCCCUUCGCAAAUUGCUUUCUUUUACUCUGCUCUCUACAUCAUAGCAUUGGGGGCUGGAGGGACAAAGCCUAACAUAUCAACUUUUGGUGCAGACCAGUUUGAUGAUUUUAACCCACAUGAAAAGAAGCUCAAGCUCUUUUUGGGAGCUUUAUUUGCCACUCUUUGCCUUGUGUACAUUCAAGAGAACUUAGGUUGGGGUUUGGGGUAUGGUAUCCCAACAGUUGGUCUUUUAUUAUCCCUAUUUAUAUUCUACAUAGGGACACCAGUAUACAGGCAUAAAGUUAGAAAGAGUAAGAGCCCUGCAAAAGAGCUAUUUCAAGUCCUCAUUGCUGCCUUUAAAAACAGGAAGCUUCAGCUCCCUAACAAUCCCUCAGAGCUUCAUGAGUUCGAACCGCAAUAUUACAUUGAUAGCGGAAAACGGCAGGUCCAUCACACACCAGUAUUGAGGUGCUUGGACAAAGCUGCAAUAAAAGAUGGUAACAGUACUGCAGAUUCCUCAAACCAAUCAUCAUCAUCAUCAUCAUGCACAGUGACUCAAGUAGAAGAAGUCAAGCUCGUUUUUGGAAUGAUGCUGAUAUGGCUGGUGACCUUAAUCCCUAGUACAAUUUGGGCACAGAUCAACACGUUAUUUGUCAAGCAAGGGACAACCUUAGACCGCUACCUAGGCCCAAACUUCCAAAUUCCAGCAGCUUCGCUAGGUAGCUUUGUGACACUUUCAAUGCUUCUCGCAGUGCCAAUGUAUGAUCGUUUCUUUGUACCAUUCAUGCGUAAAAAAACUGGAAACCCACGGGGAAUCACAUUACUUCAGAGGCUAGGCAUCGGAUUCGUCAUUCAAGUUACUGCCAUUGCAAUUGCUUAUGCUGUUGAAGUUCGAAGAAUGCAUGUCAUAAGAAUGCACCACGUUACUGGGCCUCAAGAAAUCGUCCCUAUGAGCAUAUUUUGCCUAUUGCCUCAGUAUGUUCUACUGGGAAUCGCAGAUGUUUUCAAUGCUAUCGGAUUGCUAGAAUUUUUCUAUGAUCAAUCCCCUGAAGACAUGCAAAGCCUAGGAACCACAUUCUUCACUAGUGGGAUCGGUGUUGGCAACUUCUUCAAUAGCUUUCUAGUAACAAUGGUUGACAAGAUUACAGGAACCGGAGGCAGCAAGAGUUGGAUUGGCAACAACUUGAAUGACUCUCACUUGGAUUAUUACUAUGGGUUCCUUUUGGUUAUAUCUACCCUUAAUUUAGGGGUCUUCUUGUGGGCAUCAAGUAGAUUUAUUUACAAGAAGGAAACAGUACAGGUACCGAGUGAGGAUUGCAUCCGAAUCGAGAGCAAAACCUUGGACACGUCUCCUCUGGGGUUACAAGUAUAA
Messenger RNA from Dovyalis caffra, 1752 nucleotides. The record is from the annotation of a GenBank genome assembly. NCBI's taxonomy places the organism in Eukaryota, Viridiplantae, Streptophyta, Magnoliopsida, Malpighiales, Salicaceae.